Molecule: messenger RNA, 669 nt
Organism: Melitaea cinxia (Glanville fritillary)
Lineage: Eukaryota; Metazoa; Arthropoda; Insecta; Lepidoptera; Nymphalidae
Exons: 3
Coding region: 1-669 (222 amino acids)
Source: RefSeq, a predicted model, not a curated record
AUGUCCGAUCCGUAUCGACUCGAAUGUGGAGUCAGGCAGGGGGGGUUAACAUCUCCAACACUUUUUAACCUCUACAUGGAUGACCUGAUCGUCGCGCUCAGCAGACAGCAUGUCGAUUGUCAUGUUGAUGGAGUAUGCGUAAAUAAUAUAAGUUAUGCGGACGACAUGGUACUGCUGAGUGCGUCAAUCAGUGGAAUGAGACAGCUGGCUAUCGGAACAAAAUGCCCCCCGAAUAGCCCACCCGUGCUUCUCUCUGGUGUACCCUUAAAAAUGGUGGAGCAAUUUAAGUAUUUAGGCCAUAUAGCUACUACUUGUCUCAAGGAUGAUGCAGACAUUGAGAGGGAGCGGAGGGCACUGUCAGUUAGAGCUCGAAGCUUAUGGGCUGACUACACAAAGAAAAGAUACAGUGACCUCCGUGUCCUCUACAAUAAUGCAUUCAGGAUACUGUUGGGGCUGCCCCGAUGCUGCAGCGCCUCAGGCAUGUUUGCAGAUGCAAUAACCGACUGCUUCCACACCACCAUGCGUAAGCGAUGCGCAUCUUUUGUGCGUAGAGUAAGGGGCAGCCAAAACAGUGUGCUGAAGAUGAUCGCGGAGCGUUUUGACUGCUUCUACCUCCGGCAUUGCUGCGAUAAACACCUUGCGAUACAAAUGCCGGAGCGAAAGCUUUAA